Messenger RNA from Lactuca sativa (garden lettuce), 984 nucleotides. Its product is annotated as early nodulin-like protein 7. Gene Ontology annotation, molecular function: electron transfer activity. Lineage: Eukaryota; Viridiplantae; Streptophyta; Magnoliopsida; Asterales; Asteraceae. The record is from RefSeq and is a predicted model, not a curated record. Gene Ontology annotation, cellular component: plasma membrane.
UUCUGACCAAGUCAAAAUUAAAAACCUCGAAAUGGUACAACCGUCAAUGCAAUAGUACAAACAGUUAAAGCAGUAAACUUUGAAAACUCUCUAUAUUCCCCCUCAAAUAACCACCCCACGUCCCCACGUCGACCACCCUCACCCCUAAAACUUCAACCUCCAACACCAUAUAAAUCCCCACCACCCUCUUCUAACCUUUCACGAGCAAAAAAAUGGCUUCCGAUUCCGCUUAUUCUUUCGCUUCCCAUACAGUUUUGCAUCUUUUCUGGUUCUUUCUCUUUGCAGUCGCCGCCGUCACUACCACCGUCGGCGCUAUCGAAUUCCCAGUUGGCGGCGACGUUGGUUGGCGAAUCCCUGCAACCAACGAAACCGAACUCUACACUGUCUGGGCCUCCAGACGAAACUUCCAUAUCGGCGAUACCCUCCGUUUUCGUUACAAGAAUGAUUCAGUCGCCGUGGUUAAAAAAUGGGGGUUCUACCACUGUAAUGCUAGCUCUCCGAUCGCAUUCUUCAACGAUGGCGACUCCGUGAUCAAUCUUGAUAAUGUGGGAACGAUGUAUAUCAUCAGCGGUGACUCUGAUCGGUGUAAAGAAGGUGAGAAGAUGAAGUUGGAGGUGAUGGGUUCUGACCCUGGUUCUGACUUCCCACCGUCGAUUUCUAGUCCGCCGGAGAGCCCUUAUUCCGACAUAGCUCCGUCGCCAUCUCAGUUCUCCGGUUAUGGUGGCUCGCCCGCAUUUAGUCCGCGUUAUUCUUCGUCAAGCUCAGCGAUAUCGUUUUCGAUUUCUUUGUUUGUGAUUGCUUUGAUCGUUGGUUUAGGAUUGAUUUUGUUAUCCAUUUAAUUUUCUAGGUUUUGUUAUUGAUUUCUUUACUCGAUUUGGUUUGAUUGAAGUGUUUUUAGGUCGUUUUUGAAAUUCUUGAUCAUGUAACUGAAAUUGGAUUGUAUUUCUGUUUGGAGUAAUGCUAUGAACCCGGUUUAAGGCCCAA